CUCUCUCUCUCUCUGAUAAAAGAGAGGCGUUUCCUCCUCGCGUGCAAAAAAAAAAAAAACAAAGAAGAGGACCGCGGUACUGCAAAGCCGACUCACACUCAUUCGGCGCGAGCCGCCGCAGAACCGACAGGAAGGUUCACACUCACUCACUCGCGCGCGCUCACAUCUGUCUCUGCGGCUGCAUUUUUUUUUUAAAGAGCGCGAGAGCAGGUGCACAGCUGGACACGGAUUUUUCCCCCCUAAUUAUUAUUUAUUUUAAUUUUUUUUUUGCUUUCACUUUUUCAUGGACUUUACACCUUUAUAGAUAUCCAUGUAUGUGUGUAUCGGGUCUAGUGGCCGCCGUUAGACUGGAAAACCCGAGGCCGUUCACUCUGCGGCGGAAAUUACCGGAGGAAAGUGAGCUCUUAUUCCCUAAAGUGCUGAGAGGAAAUCUCCAUCAUGAAUGAUGGUAGUGAAAGUCAUUUGUCAGAUUCUGAUGGCUGGCGGUCUCACAGUGUGACAGAUGGAUUGAGGAAUGGCGAUGCAAGCAACUCCACUCUGACAGCAAAAGGUUACCGGAGCGUUCGUCCCAGCCUACAUGACAAGAGCAGUCCCGUCCCGCAUGACAUAUCCCCACUAAGAGGUACCACCAACUUUGGUUCUGGAUCAUCCUACAGUCGUACAAGUCAGGACUCGCCUGACUUCCUGUCCGGGCCGAAUGCUUCUUCACGAUCUAUUUCAGCCCUGAGCCACUAUUCAUCAUCAACAGCCGUCCUUGAAGAACUGCAGAUCUGUGCUGUGGACUCACACGAGACCACGCCUACUCCCUCCCCCACACUCAGCCAUGCCUCUGUUUCCCCUGAUGAUGUCCCUGCACCCACUGCCUCAGCAAUGGCUGCUGACACUAACGGUCAAAUGGCGCUAAAUGGAAGUGUGCACUCACAGAGGCCAUUCUCUCCUCCAGCACAACGUCCUCCUCCACCCAUCUUUAGUCCUGGUCUUGAGCAAUUCCAGCAAACAAGACACUCGGAAGGUUCUGAGUCAGUACAGAGGGAGUCGGUGUCAGUUGGUGAGACGUCAUUCAGCAGUGUGACUCCUGUGGCUCGUUUCUCAGAGGAGGAAAAGAAAGUUUCAGUGAUCAAGGCACCUCAUUACAAGGGCAUUGGGCCUGUGGAUGAUUCGGGCCUCCCUCUCGCUAUCCGCACGACUGUAGACAGGCCUAAGGACUGGUACAAGACCAUGUUUAAGCAAAUCCAUAUGGUGCAUAAAGCAGAUGAUGACUAUGCAGACACAUACGGUGCUACCUACACUGUUGGGAAUAACGAGAACUUUGACCCUGUCCACGCCCACCCACCACCUCGGACACACACGUACCGGCCUCUGUCCCGAAACUCCAAUGAGCCCAGCAGAGCUCUGCCCCCUCGAGAGUUGAGCCCUGUCCCGCCCCCGCCCCCGCCCAUGCCCUCGCUCCUGCAGCUCCGCUCACAAGACCUCGACCGUGAGAAAGAGCAUCCGCAUGAUCCAAACGAAUGGAGUCCCCCGGAUCGUAAAGUAGACACACGGCGGUAUCGCGCUGAGCCACGUAGCAUCUUCGAGUACGAACCGGGCAAAUCCUCCAUCCUGGAGCAAGAGAGACCGCCUCCUAAAAAGAGGCUGGAUUACACGCCUGACUGCUCCGCCCACUCCCGUGCCCAGACGUCUCUCUGUCUCUCGUCCUCCGAGCAGCCUGAGAGCGACUCCAGUGACUAUAGGAAGAGACGAAAGUCGGAGCCGUUUGUCACUCAGCAAAGCACAGGAAAUGAGCAGAAUGCUCGUCCAGCCUCGAGACUCGAGCCCUAUAAAUCCAACAGUCUGAAGAAACCUGCUGUACGUUCCUCGCCUUCCUCUCCAGCAAAAGCAAAAGAUCAGGGCUCUGACGUUGGUCACCUCACACCUCCGAUCAGAAGACCUACUCCAGAUCGAGAGGUGUCCUCUAAGCAGAGGACAUAUCUCAUAUUGUCUUCUCUUCUCCAUCAGAGACAGUCUGCCAGGGCUAUUUACGACUUUAAAGCUCAGACCAGCAAAGAACUCUCCUUUAAGAAGGGUGAUGCAAUCAACAUUGUCAGACAGAUCGACAGCAACUGGUAUGAGGGAGAACACAAAGGACGCAUCGGGAUAUUCCCGAUUUCUUACGUCGAGAAGGUUGUGUCUCCAGAAAGGAAGCAGCCGGUGCGUCCUCCUCCCCCAGCCCAGCUCCGGGAGAUGGGAGAGGCCGUGGCUCGCUACAACUUCAACGCCGAUACCAACGUGGAGCUUUCGCUCAGGAAGGGAGAGAGAGUGAUCUUGCUGAGGAAAGUUGAUAAGAACUGGUAUGAAGGAAGGAUCCCUGGUUCCAAUAAGCAGGGGAUUUUCCCUGUGUCAUAUGUUGAUGUCAUCAAGGGAUCCCCUUCUAAAAGUCCUGGCCACCGUGUAGACACAUACAGGGCGCAGAAGCCCCAUCCUGCUUCCCUUGGCUCCGCCCCUUACCCCCACCUUCAAGAGGUCACCAGUGAAUGGCUGUCCCUCACUCUGGGCAUCACAGCCUUUUCCCCUUCUCCCUGCAGCACUCCAGUCCCGCCCACUCCACCACCUCCUAGCAUCAUCCACUAUCCCAGUACCCACCCAGUAGCCACUCCUUCACCACUCAGUCAAGCAUCAGCCACACUCCAGCCCUUGUCCAUGAUCUCAAAUUCACCUCCACCCCCUCCUCUUAUGUCCCCACCUCUUCUAUCCAACCCCACCUCUCUUGUGACAGACCACUCCCACUUAUUUAACAGCAGGAACCAUUUUCCAGCCGCACACACAACACCGUUACCCAAGAAGCCGAUUUCAGAUCAGAAUCAAGAGCUGUACGUUGUAGAUACAGAGGUGACCGGACAUAAAACACUGAUCGCGGAACAGCAACAAAACCGAGACCUAGAGAUACUCAAAACCCAUCCAAAUCCCUACGACAAACUUCUGACAAUGUUUCUCAGUAAUCAGUUAUUGCAGGAAGUGGAAUCCCUGGAGCCUUGUACACCAUUAGCUGACAAAUCAUCUAAAAGCUGUGUGCUAGCAUCAGCUAAUAGGUUACCGCUAACGAAACCAUGUCAAGAGUCUAUGAGUCUGACCAGCCAAUCAGAAAAUCCACCUGAUGAUGAGGGGUUUUACGGGAAACCAUCAAGCGUACUGAAUAACAGAUUCCCAGAACCUCCCAAACCAACAACAGACAGCUUUGAGGCGAGGCUUCCUCAGCUGUACAUACAGGAAGAGGGUGAUGAGCCUAUUAGAUCUUCUGUUUUCUAUCCUAUAAACGAUGCUCCGACACAUGAGGCCGAUCCCUGUCCUCUUGUCAGGUAUCUUCUCUCAAAGCCUGAUCAUUCCCCAUCACUGGCUCCUUCUCCUCCUCCUCCUCUUCCUCAUGAGUCCUCCCCUAUUUCCUCCACACGCAGUUCUUCCCUCCAUCUUUCUCCUCCCUCUUCUCCUAUCCCCUUGUCCUUUGGCCAAAUUGCCCCAUUCUCCCCUCCAACCUUCUCCUCGUCUCCUGCCCCUUCACCUACAUCUGAAGAGAAGCCCUCCUCAUCCUGUUGCUCCCCUCCUCCCUUUUUUCUUACCUCUCUUCCUACUUCUCUUCAUUCUCCUUUUUCUUCAUCUUAUAUACCCCCUCCUCUUCGUCCUUCUUCCUCCUUCUCUUCCUCUCGCCCUGCCCGCUCUCUGUCUCCUCCCAUCCCUUCCUCUCAUCCUCCGUUUUAUCCAUCACGGCAACCUCUCCUGCCCACCAUCCCUGCCUCUCCACCAUCUUCUCCAGUCCCCCCAUCAGUGCAAACCACACCUCGCACAAUCCCCCUCUCCUCUCUAGCCCCUCCCACAGAACAAACCAUACCUCCAACAAUUCCUCUCUCCUCUCCAGCCCCUCCCACAGAGCAAACCACAUCUCCAACAAUUCCCCUCUCCUCUCCAGCCCCUCCCACUGAGCAAACCACACCUCCAACAAUUCCUCUCUCCUCUCCAGCCCCUCCCACAGAGCAAACCACACCUCCAACAAUUCCCCUCUCCUCUCCAGCCCCUCCCACAGAGCAAACCACACCUCCAACAAUUCCCCUCUCCUCUCCAGCCCCUCCCACAGAGCAAACCACACCUCCAACAAUUCCCCUCUCCUCUCCAGUCCCUCCCACUGAGCAAACCACACCUCCAACAAUUCCCCUCUCCUCUCCAGCCCCUCCCACUGAACAAACCACACCUCCAACAAUUCCCCUCUCCUCUCCAGCCCCUCCCACAGAGCAAACCACACCUCCAACAAUUCCCUUCUCUUCUCCAGCCCCUCCCACAGAGCAAACCACAUCUCCAACAAGCCCCCUCUUCUACCCAGCCCCUCCCACUGAGCAAACCACAUCUCUGACAAUCCCCCUGUCUCCUCCAAGCUCUCCUCCCUCCAGCAGUUCAUCUUCUCCACCCUUGUCUCCUCCUCUUGUCCUCUCCUCCCCUCAAUCAUAUGUUGUCCCUUUCUCCCACACUCCUCCAUGUUUUCGUCCUCUCUACACUCCUCCACUGUCCCCUCGGUCACAGCUGCGUUCUCCUCACAUCAAGACGGUUUAUAAUCAUGCAGCGGUGGUUGAUGGGAAACCGCCACGCAGCCCUAUUUCCACCAGGAGGCGCUGUUUAUCUCCCUCCAUUUCCUCCAGUAGAGUACACAGGGUAGGACGGAGCGUGCCGUGACACUAGCAGCAGUGCAGGCUGGAACUGGAGUUCUCUCCUAAUGCCCUUUCCCCUGUUUGGAGUUCUCUCUGUGCAUGAAUCGGAUGAUGAUGAUAAUACUUAAAAGGUACACUAUGUAGGAUUUAGAGGAAUCCAUUAGCAGACGUGGAAUGUAGUAUAGAGUGCUCCGAGAUGAUGCUAAAAAUAGUAACACUGCGGUCUGCGACGCCAUCUUGGAAGUCACUCGUUCCAGAGCGCUCAUACACUACGUUCACACUGCAGGCUGAAGUGACUCAAAUCCGAUUUUUUCGCCCAUAUGUGACCUGUAUCCGAUCUUUUAUUGACAAUAUGAACGACACAGAUCCGAUUUUUUCAAAUCCGACCCAGGCCGUUUGGAUAUGUGGUCCUAAUUCCGAUUCCUAUCCGAUCUUUUCAUAUGCGACUUCAGUCUGAACCGCCAGGUCGCAUUCAUCCGACUUACACGUCAUCAACAAGCCACAAACGUCACUAUUCUGCGCUGAAGUAGGCGGCGGGUCUCUCAAAAAAAGUUACAGCAACAUGGCGCAUGACAUCAAUGCGACUCCGCACCCACACGUUCCUUUGAACGGAGGUUGCAGUCACUACCCCCCAGAACGCCUGAGCCAAAACCCUUGCCCUCUUCCUUCUCAACCUCCUCCUUAACAUCAGGCUAUUGUGCAUGUUCUGGCUCUGUCGCAACAACUGCAUCAUCGCCAGGUACUCCAUGCUGGCUACUGUCAUACACAGGAAACUUUAGGUUACUUCCGUAAACACUGGCCAUGCUCACUGCGUGUGACGUCGUCGUAUCCUGCAAUGCGCAUGCGGAACACUUUUAGGCCGCUUUUCGUUCAUACUGAGGAUCACAUACAAGUCGCAUAUAUUUGUUAAUGUGAACGACCUCACAAAAAAAAAUCGGAUUUCACAAAAAAAAUCGGAAUUGAGCAUUAAGCCUUGCAGUGUGAACGUAGUGAUAGAGUACACAUCAGCUAUUUACAUUCACCGAUUCGUUUCCGCGUUAGAGGGCUUAGAAGCUUGGAUUUUUUAAGAAUUUAGACAUCUGAAGUGAUGGAGCACUACUGUGAUAGUUUAGAUAAGCAGGCACGGGAGCGUUAUGCUGAGAAGGUACGUUUCAUUGGGAGGGUCCGCGAUGUGUCGGUGUUGACUGCUGAAGAUGGAGAGACAAAAGUGAUCAGAGGGAAAGUGUUACACUCGCAGAGACUAUCCCAGCCUAGUCUACACCCCUGGAUAAUAGUUACAAGAGACAUGCUAUUUUGUGUGCACAUUGCAACUGCAUUGCUGGACUUGGAGAAUGUUGCUCCCAUGUUGCUUCCCUGUUGUUUUAUGUUGAAGCGGCCACGAGACUGAGGGAAAGUACGACGGUCACACAACAGCCGGCAUACUGGCACAUUUAUUUUAGUAACUAUGAAAUUCAAGACAAUAUUAACCUACCUGUCACAAAGUGAUCAGAACAAAUCUGGAAACAGUCAAGUUGUCCUAAAUUUGAUCGGUUGAUGGCAGCCAGCCACUGUCGUCUCCUCCGUUUGCUUUUCUCCUGUGCUGCAAUUCCCUGGUUAGUCACGACUUUAGGGAGUCUGUAGAAGCUUUUGCCACCCUUUUCCCCCCCGGCUACUACAGCCAACAAUGACACACGUAUUCGGCAUUGUCACCCCUUUUUGCUUCGCUGAACAACAACAAUGCACUGACACAGCCUGACCCAGGCGACCUUUGACUUCCAAUAUGGCCGCCGCUGGGUUCGCGCUGACCUCGAAGCACUCUAUUCAUAAAUACGUGUUCAUUAGUGUGUAAUUACCUGUACCUAUGAAUCAUUGUGUUUUUGUAAGCUUAGAAUGAGCAUUUUACAUCUACAUAGGGUGCAGGUCGGAGGACACCAUGUUGCACCGCCAUGUUUUUACAGUAGCCCAGAAUGGACAAACUUCCAGAGAGCGCCUUUUGCAUUUUGUGUUUUUUUCACUAUAGGUACUUGGAAAGGGAGGGGUUAAAGUGCAUAUUCUGGACCAAUUUCGUGUUGUUUUUUUUAUAUGAAAGUAUGUCCCUUUACACACUCAUCCAGAAGGGUAAUUUUGCACAAGGCCAUCUGUCUACAGCAGAAAAAAAUAAAAUAACAAAACACAUCUGGAAAAAUCCCAAAGGAGUCUGGAGCCAGAUUCGUGACGUUACCUGCGGAAGCGCCAGCAGGCUGCGCGAGCUUUGCACGGUUUCAGUGCACAGCCUGUGUAGACCAAGCGCUCCCAUUUCUCUCUCAUUGUCCGGUCUUUUGGGAAACGAUGAGUACUAAUCCCAUCAAGAUUGGUGUUGCUACACCCUCCUACAAUACAUCUGUUAACCAUUUUAAUAAUUACGCGAUAACGUCGAAGAAAUUUGCAGAAAACCACCAGGUCGUUUUCUUAUCAACAAACCAGCGCUGAUGUAGGAUUCAGAAGGAGGCGUCCCGCACGCGACGUCACGAAAAUCAAUGUUUCCCGGGAAAUCCAAAUGCCAAGUUUUUUCAGAGGUGGACCAAUUCGCUUCAAAUGGCUUGAUUUCAACUGAAUUUUUCUGGUAUUGCGCAAGGUAAAAAAAAAUGCAGAGAAUGCAGAAUGUUACAGAUAUUUGACCAAAGUUUAAUAUAAAAUAGGAGAAUUACAUUGAUCUUGCUCCUGAAUUUACCCGUGAUAUGCACUUUAAGGAGGGGCAUUCAAUUGGUUCCAAAUCUGCAAUUUGACCACUAGAUGUCACUCGAUCCUACAGAGUGUACCAUUAAAAAGACGAUGUUGCUGCAUUGCAUCUGUGUGUUCUGAUCAUCAGGCUGGAGUGACUUCCUUUUCCAGAACACCAACACUGAUAUGAUAAAUAACUGAUAAAAUCUCUCUCUCUCUCUCUCUCUCUCUCUCUCUC
Neoarius graeffei (lesser salmon catfish) is the source of this 7584-nucleotide messenger RNA. It is a transcript of the gene sorbs2a, whose product is annotated as sorbin and SH3 domain containing 2a. The coding region runs from base 439 to 4692 and encodes 1417 amino acids. Gene Ontology annotation, molecular function: actin binding; microtubule binding. NCBI's taxonomy places the organism in Eukaryota, Metazoa, Chordata, Actinopteri, Siluriformes, Ariidae. The record is from RefSeq and is a predicted model, not a curated record. The transcript has 22 exons. Gene Ontology annotation, biological process: actin filament polymerization. Gene Ontology annotation, cellular component: plasma membrane; cytoplasm; actin filament.